AUGUCUGCCGCACCUGUUCAGGACUUUGAGUUUGAUGAUGAGUUUGAUCCUGAGCAUGAGGUUGACUUCGUUCCUGAUGAUCAGCUUUUUGAUGUACCCGCUGAUCUCGAGCCGAUACCCGCUGAUCUUGAGCUAGCUCCAGCCGACCCCGAGCCUAUGCCUGCACCCGAGCCUAUACAUGCUCACGAUCCUCUGCCUGAGCAUGACCGUGUACCUGUUGACAUACAAGUUGUUGCACCACCUUUACCUGAUCCGAUCCCUGCACCUGUUGACCAUGCUCCUUUUGCUGCCCAGAUAGAUCCCCGUUAUGCAUUCACCCGCAAUGGGUGGAUAGAGGACGAUGAUGACUUGCGUCCUUUUGUUAGGCCUGUUACUCCCCCACCUGCACCCACCCACGCACCUAUUGAUAUCGCCCCAUUUCAUUCACAUGUGUCUGACACACACCACACAGAUUUGUCAAUCACAUUCUUACAGGAUAUCCUUCUACCCCGUCCAGGGGAAGGACCGUCGAGCCAGCCGUCCGGCCAUGCUCCACCUGUGUCAGCAGCUUUUCCCUUUGUGCAACAGUUUAGUCAUACUGCUCCUUUUGCUUCUGCACCAUCGGGCGAGCCACUGAUUUGGUUUCCGCCCAACACGAUGCCUGUUUCUGAUCCAUACCAUCCUUCACAUUACACUAGUUACACGAGGGAUGAUCUGCUUUUGUCGUUACAGCUCUAG
Helianthus annuus (common sunflower) is the source of this 717-nucleotide messenger RNA. Its product is annotated as E3 ubiquitin-protein ligase Hakai-like. The coding region runs from base 1 to 717 and encodes 238 amino acids. NCBI's taxonomy places the organism in Eukaryota, Viridiplantae, Streptophyta, Magnoliopsida, Asterales, Asteraceae. The record is from RefSeq and is a predicted model, not a curated record. The transcript has a single exon.